Messenger RNA from Didymodactylos carnosus, 990 nucleotides. The record is from the annotation of a GenBank genome assembly. Lineage: Eukaryota; Metazoa; Rotifera; Eurotatoria; Philodinida; Philodinidae.
AUGUUAUGUAGGUUAAGAAAUAAAGACCGAAAGUUACUAAAAAAAGGCAUACCAUAUGAAAUGGCAAAGUUAGAAGUUAGAACUUAUUAUGACGAUGUUAGUGCUACAAUGACAAAAGACACAAAUAUCACACGUCUUAGCGAUGCAGAUGUGAUACCCAUUUCAAUUGAAGAUAAAAAUAAUGGUACCACAUCGUCAAUAACAUCAAUCACAAACGCUAUCGGUAGUUUAAUAACAAACAUUGAUACGAUACAGGCAGGUGAUCGACCGUUCAAUGUUCGACAUCAUAAUACAUAUAUAUAUAUAUGUAGGUUUUGGGUUCUGGCCUGUUAUAACGCCGAAGAAGUAAUUGAAUUAGUAUUAACCAGUCAGGUUGCAAAUUUGAUGUUGGUUGAUAUGCAAUUAGAUCAAAAUUUUGAUUCCAUGUCGUUGAUACAAUUGUAUGAGCUUUUGAUGGAUGGCAGCAUUUUUUUUGUUCAAUAUACGAAAGGACAAAUUAAACGGAUUCAGAUGCAUCAGAAAACAGAGGUUGAAAGAGAAUCAGCAAAUGAAAAGCAAAAUCAAAUGUCUAUCGCUAAAAAUGGCAAUUUUAACGUUGAGCCAAUGGAAGAAGAUUAUGAGGAUGAUUCACGAGAAAGAGGACCAAUCAAUAAUAGAACAAAUAAUUUAAUAGGAAAUAAUGUAAUGCAAAGUUCUUUAUCGUCACAAUCAAAAAUAUCAUGCGUACGACAUAAAGAUGAAUCAAGUACAACUGGUGAAAACACAUCUGGAUCACGAGCAACAAGAUUAAAUGGUUUAGUCAUGUCGGUAAAUGAAGAUGUUAAUGAAGGAUGUGCAAUCGAUAUUAAAGAGAAAGAUAGUGGUAGUAGAUCAACGAGAAAGAAAGAAAGGGCAAAUCCAAUUAUGUCCUUAGCACCAAUACAGAAAUUAUCAAAUUGCAGUGAGGCAGAACGUGCAAACCCUGCACUGGAAAAAGACAAGAAGGAUUAA